Messenger RNA from Zymoseptoria tritici IPO323, 1008 nucleotides. RefSeq lists its product as uncharacterized. NCBI's taxonomy places the organism in Eukaryota, Fungi, Ascomycota, Dothideomycetes, Mycosphaerellales, Mycosphaerellaceae. The transcript has a single exon. The record is from RefSeq and is a predicted model, not a curated record. The coding region runs from base 31 to 1008 and encodes 325 amino acids. Gene Ontology annotation, biological process: DNA repair.
CUUCAAGCUCUAAACACAACUCACUACAAGAUGUCGAAGCGACCGCGGACACUCGACGGCUUCUUCGCCUCGACGCCGGCCAAGAAGCAAAAAGCGGAACCGGAGAGCAUCUCCACCACAGCAAAGACUGUCAAGGAUGUUGACGUUGCAGCCUCAUUCUCACGUCACCAGCAAUAUCCUUUCCCCUUACCAGAUCUUCCUCCCAACAUCAGAGACCUCAUCAACUUUGUACCAGCGGCAGAUGCUCGUGAGAUCAAUAACCAACCGGAUCUCGAUCUCCUCUACUUCCAGCCAUACAUACCAAAAGAAAUCGAGCGAGAUCUGUUCGAGUUCUUGAGAAGCCAGCUCUUCUUCUACCGCGUCAAGUACAACAUUAAGAGAGGCCCGGUCGAGACUCAGGUCAACACGCCGCGAUUCACAACCGUUUUCGGCGUCGACGACACGUCACGCUUUGACAAAGGGAACCUGAUUGAUGCCGCGAGUGGCAAACCGGUGCCUCAUAAUGCGUACAAAUCCAAGCCACGACCGAUCCCGGAAUGUCUGAACGUACUCCGCCGGCUGACGGAGAAUGUGACUGGAUUCAGUUUCAACUACGUGCUCGUGAACUAUUACGCCUCUGGCGACGACAGCAUCUCGUAUCACAGCGAUGACGAGAAGUUUCUGGGACCCGAUCCGGCCAUUGCAUCCAUGUCGCUCGGUGCUAGAAGGGAUUUCCUCAUCAGACACAAACCGACGCCCGCCAAACACGAGUCUGAGACGAAGCCAACCAAAUUUGACCUCCACAGUGGCGAUCUAAUACUGAUGCGAGGCAAGUUCCAAAGCCACUGGCUACAUAGCAUACCGAAACGAAAAGGUGGUGAAGCAGACAAAGGCCGCAUCAAUAUCACGUUCCGAAAGGCCAUGAUCAAGUCAGGCACGGACAACUAUUAUCGGUACAAUGUUGGCGAUGGGGAAGUCUACAAGUGGAGCGAAACUUCCCGGACCAUGGUCGCGUGGAAAUCCGAAUGA